CUUCAAGAAAUUCUGCGACAGCAUUCAGCACCACCGACGGACCGCCGGAACCAGCCACAAACAUGCUCCGAUCCUGCCGGCCAACACGGUUACUUGCCCGGACCCGUCAGCCAUGGAAUACUCCCCAAGGUAGCCACUCGUUGGUUCAGGGGAGGACACUUGCCACUGCCGUUAGCCAAGGCAUCAGGGUGCGACCCCCCAGCAAAGUACUGGAGCCGACAGAGCGCGACUUAAUUACCACCCUGCCCAAUGGCAUUCGCGUAGCCUCGGAGGAUCUUCCCGAUGCCUUCUCAGGCGUGGGUGUCUACAUCGACGCCGGGUCGCGGUUCGAGAACCAGUCGGUGCGCGGCGCGAGCCAUAUUAUGGACCGGUUAGCUUUCAAGUCGACGGGGUCACGAUCUGCCGACGAAAUGCUGGAGGCGGUCGAGAAGCUGGGCGGCAACAUUCAAUGCGCAUCCUCUAGGGAGUCCAUGAUGUAUCAGGCGGCCACUUUCAACGCCGCCAUUCCCACCACAGUUGCCCUAUUAGCCGAGACGAUCCGCGACCCGAAGCUCAGCGACGAGGAAAUCGAACAACAAAUCGAAACGGCCGAGUACGAAGUAAGGGAGAUUUGGUCGAAGCCCGAACUGAUCCUGCCCGAGCUGGUGCACACCGCUGCGUUUAAAGACAACACCCUCGGAAACCCGUUGUUGUGCCCACAGGAGAGGUUGGGCGCUAUCAAUAAGGAGGUCAUCCAGACGUACAGGGAUGCUUUCUAUCAGCCCGAGCGGAUAGUGGUGGCCUUCGCUGGUGUCCCACACGUAGAAGCCGUCAAGCUGGCUGAGAAACACUUUGGGGAUAUGAAGGCAACACCGCCAACGCUCUCGAGGACGGGUUCAGAAACAUCACUCGACUCAGCAGGGUCAGAAGCCAGCGGCGCAUCUAGCCCCUCGGCCUCGUCAUCCUCUACAACCUCUAGCCCAGAAUCCUCCGGGCUGCUCUCCAAAAUCCCGUUCCUCAAGAACUUCUCGUCCAGCGGCGCCUCCUCUCCCGGCCCCAUCAUUCCCAUCUCCUCUGAAGAUCUGUCCCGCCCAGCCCACUAUACCGGCGGCUUCCUCUCCCUCCCGCCUCAACCGCUCCCGCUGAACCCCCACCUCCCCACAUUCACGCACAUCCAGCUCGCCUUCGAGGGCCUGCCCAUCUCCUCCGACGACAUCUACGCCCUCGCGACGCUACAAACCCUCCUCGGGGGCGGCGGCUCCUUCUCGGCCGGUGGGCCCGGCAAGGGCAUGUACUCGCGCCUGUACACCAACGUGCUGAACCAGCACGGCUGGGUCGAGUCGUGCGUCGCCUUCAACCACUCGUACACCGACUCGGGCCUGUUCGGCAUCGCCGCCUCGUGCUACCCGGGCCGCACCACCGCCAUGCUGCACACCAUGUGCCGCGAGCUGCAGGCCCUGGGCGCCGAGGGCGGGAGCCUGGCCCUCAACCCCAUCGAGGUCGCCCGCGCCAAGAACCAGCUGCGCAGCAGCCUGCUCAUGAACCUCGAGAGCCGCAUGGUCGAGCUCGAGGAUCUCGGGCGGCAGGUGCAGGUCCACGGGAGGAAGAUCCCCGUCAAGGAAAUGACGCGCAAGAUUAACGAGCUGACCGUGAAAGACUUGAGGAGGGUGGCGAAGAUGGUGGUGGGCGGCAUGGUGGAGAACAAGGGCAAGGGCAGCGGCGCCCCGACGGUCGUGCUUCAGGAGGCGACGGCACAGGGUGUGGCGACGGCCACGCUGCCGUGGGAACAAAUGCAGGAUAUAAUCCACCAGUGGGGGCUAGGGAAGGCAUAGAUGAAAACGGGGUGUGUGGUAGUGGUGUAAGAUCAGACGCACUGUGUAGAGCGACAGUGGUGGAUUGUAUAUCAUGACUUUAAGAAGUGUAUAGACCAGCAUUUGAUCCUCUGUUAAUGAUGUGUGCCUGUUCGGG
Chaetomium fimeti is the source of this 1947-nucleotide messenger RNA. Its product is annotated as peptidase M16 inactive domain-containing protein. NCBI's taxonomy places the organism in Eukaryota, Fungi, Ascomycota, Sordariomycetes, Sordariales, Chaetomiaceae. Gene Ontology annotation, cellular component: mitochondrion. Bases 63 to 1811 code for a protein of 582 amino acids. The record is from RefSeq and is a predicted model, not a curated record. The transcript has 2 exons. Gene Ontology annotation, molecular function: metal ion binding; metalloendopeptidase activity.